Messenger RNA from Silurus meridionalis, 3693 nucleotides. RefSeq names its product DEP domain containing 1a (gene depdc1). The transcript has 12 exons. The record is from RefSeq and is a predicted model, not a curated record. The coding region runs from base 212 to 2605 and encodes 797 amino acids. Lineage: Eukaryota; Metazoa; Chordata; Actinopteri; Siluriformes; Siluridae. Gene Ontology annotation, biological process: intracellular signal transduction.
UCGAUUCAAACAGUGCGUUCGGGUUGAAAAGCUGCAGCCACGUUGCGCACUUAUUUGCGCGUCUGUGUAGACGUUAAGUCGCGAGCUUUGGUUGUGUUCUCUCUCAGUUUAUAGAUGUUAGGCGUUUAUUGGGAAUAAACUAAACAUAGAAUAUUACUGAAUGUGUCGCUAAAGGCUUCUUUUCGUCUCGGAUGUCAGUGGCACCGAAACAAUGGAGUCGCACAUUAUUACACCAGGUCCUUACCGAGCUACCAAACUGUGGAAUGAAGUCACUAAGCUUUUCCGGGCGGGGAUGCCUGUGAAGAAGCAUCGGCAGCACUUGAAAGCUUAUCCGAGCUGCUUCACCGCCACCGCAGCUGUGGACUGGUUACACGAUCUCCUCAGACACAAUUGUAACUUUGGACCUGAGGUCACCAGGCAGCAGACUGUCCAACUUUUAAAGAAAUUCUUAAAAAAUCACGUCAUUGAGAAUGUGAAAGGACGGUGGGGUGUCGAGGACUUUGAGGACAACAGUCAGCUGUACAGGUUUCCACCAACAUCACCGCUGAAGCCGAUCCCAGCUAGUUCUCAAGGCACAAGGAAAAAGAGUUUGUCUUUGAAGGACAGAGAGGGCUUCUUUAAAUUGAGAGCUUCCAAGAAAUUUGACAAAGAAAUCCAAGAAAAUAUAGCUCCAGCUGUAGAAGAUUCUUCCAACAGUGCAUCCUCAGAAGAGGCUGUACAAUGUAGAGAAAUUACAGAGGAAGAAAUUCAGGAUAUUUGGAAAAAUGCAACAUUAACACAUUUGCAGAAGUUGCUUGGUUUGCCAUCUCUGGAAGAUGUUUUGAAUCCAGCAGAAGUCAAUUCCCACUAUAUUGUGUAUAACAUGACCAAAGUGAACAAACAUGGAGUUGUAACUUUGGAAGAUAAGAGCGAAGAUCUACCUCACUGGGUUUUGUCAGCCAUGAAAUGUCUCGCAAACUGGCCAAAAUUUGACCAGCCAUCUUACCCAGGCUUUGAAAGGGAUGUCUUCAAAUCAGUGUCUGACUAUUUUCACAGUCUUCCCCAGCCAAUGCUGACCUUCCAGUACUAUGAAUUGUUUGUUAAUGUUCUGGUUUUGUGCGGUUAUGCAGCUGCUCCCAAUACACAGCGUGGCAAGCGUAAAAACCUGGAGGGAUUGAGCUAUCCACAGCCAGCUAAAGCCCCUCACCUGAACUCUGCGAAUGCCUUUAGAUCCACUGAGUGCCUCUUGUUGAGUUUGAUAAGAAAGGAAUCUUUUGAAGAGACAGAUUCACCGAUGAAAGAGGUGUUUGCCACUAAAAUUAGGACCCAGUUUGCGGGUUCAAGGGCACGUUCCAACGGACGUCAACUUAACAGGUUUCCACGCAGGAGCUGCUCAUUGGAAAGAAUCCUGGACGAAUCUGUAGAUUCGUGCCCUAAAUGGGAGCUUUUUAGGUCUGCUGAAAGUCUAGCAUCAACAAGGACUAACAGCACUAGUCCCUCCUCUCAAGGAAGUUUUGAAGUAAAUAUGGAGCCUAAGCCUGAUUGUUCUUCCUCCGUGUCCUGUAACACCUCGACAAGUGAUACUUGUUCUGGUAUAGAGACUUCUCAAAGCAACAGUAGCUCAAGCUCCCAUCUCCUCUCAGAAUGUCAACCCACCAAGCAGAGAUCUGCCCGGCCUCGGCCCAGGAGCAUCGGGAAUUGUCUUGAUAUAUUGGAGCACAGAGAAAUGUCAGAAAGUUCCUUUAGCAUCAAUGCUCCAAUAGCAGAAAUUACUAUGAGACCAGACUUGUCCUCCUCUACCGUUAGUCUUAGAGGUCUUGGGUUGGUCCGUUUGCAUGGAAGUUGCUUGGAUGUCAGCACAGGGCCAAGCAAUAGCAGACUCUGUCGUAGCUCUCUGGAUCUGUGCAAGGCUGGUGUGCCGUCUCGUCCCUCAAUGUCUUCCAUUGCACGUCGCCCGAGUCCUGAGCAAAGCUUGCUCCAGCCUGCACUGGAGCGGCUUGCUAUUGAGGCCCUGCAACUCUGCACCCUACUCCUUCCUCCGGUAUCACGACGCAAACUGCAACUGCUCCUGCGCAUGAUCUCACGCAUGAGCCAGAACGUGGACAUGCCUCGGUUGCAUGACACCAUCGGGACACGCACGCUGAUGGUGCAAACAUUCUCUCGCUGUGUAUUGAGCUGUGAGGAGGAAGUAGAUCUGGAUGAGCUCUUGGCCACCAGGCUGCUGUCAUUUUUAAUGGACCAUCAUCAAGAGGUUCUCCAGACACCCAUGUACCUGCGCACUGCUGUUGAACAACACGUCGCCUACCUCAGAUCACAGAAGAGACACGGUCUUCCAACCUACUCAUUCUGCAAACAGAUCAGCACUCAGGAGUUUGAGGAGCAGAAGCUGUCUUUGUCUCAAACAGCUGUUGCAGAGCUGCUGGAGAGCAUCAUCAAGGACAAAGGCAUGUCAGUCAAGGAGAAGAAAAAGAAACUCAGAUUGUUUCAGAAAGAAUAUCCUGACAUCUAUACUCACCGCUUCCCCACCACAGAGAGUGAGGCACAGCUUUUCGCAGAUAAACCAAAGAUCAAACCACCAAUGUUGAUUGGCAUGAGGAAAGCAAAGGCAUUUAGCAUUCGCAACUAAAUACCUCUGGAAAAAAAAGUUGCGUGUGUGUGUGUGUGUGUGUGUGUGUGUGUGUGUGUGUGUGUGUGUGUGUGUGUGUGUGUGUGUGUGUGUGUGUGUGUGUGUGUGUGUGUGUGUGUGUGUGUGUGUGUGUGUCUGAGAGUCAUGUCAUGGAUGCCUUAGGACUAUGGGAUUGUGUCAUUAUUUACAGUUACAUUGUUAUUGGAGCUUUCAAUACUGCUCUCACUAACUCACCCAGUAAGAGCAGAGAAGUCGUCCACGUGACUGGGAUUACCUUUUAGUUGUACUAUUUCCUGGGAUUGAAGUCUUUUUAUGUCAUGACAUUUAAGGGAUGGCAGUGAAUUUUUGAGUUUUAUUUUUCUUGCGUUAUAUAUUUAUUUAUUUUGAUGCACAUAGUUGCCUUGCAUUUGUUGGAGCUCAUGGGUAAUUUUAACUGGUGCUUUUUGGGAAACUAACUAAAAACAUAGAAUUUAACAUGAAAUGUUUACAAAAGUAUUAGCAGCGGUUCGUUUAAGCAAGGCUGUGUAGAAACCAAAUGAAGGUGUGUCUUGUUUUAUAACUAUAUUUUUUUUUUGUCUAUUAUUUUAUUUAUACUUUGUGUUUCCCCAUUCCUUAUAUAACAAUUUUGUCUGAGAGUUUAACUGACAUGUUCUUAUAAGUUUGUUUGUUUUGUUUGUUGUGAACAUAAUUUCUGUGUUUUAUCAUUUAAUAUGAAUUCAUGCUGAAUUGGCUUCUCAAAGAAUCUUUAAAACUGAAUUCAAACCCAUGCUUUAAACCUUUAGUUUUAGCCCAAUAUGCAAUAGAAAUGAUUUUUGCACUAUUCUCAUCUGUCCUCAUAGAUGUUUAUCUAACCAUUUAGAGAUUAUUUUAUUCUGACAGUGCAGAAUUUUUGUUAUAGUAUAGUGCAUUGUUUUGAUAUUCAAAUUAAAUAAAAAAAAAUACAAAAAAGAAUGCUAAGUUGAAGUGUGAUCAUGAACAGUAUUCAUAGUGUGAUGCUUUUGUUUAACACACUUUAUUAACCCUGCCAAACAUUUGUGAUGUACAAUGUUUAUGGAAUUUAAGCUAUGCAAUAAAAGGAACAAAUUUUA